Geodia barretti is the source of this 915-nucleotide messenger RNA. The record is from the annotation of a GenBank genome assembly. NCBI's taxonomy places the organism in Eukaryota, Metazoa, Porifera, Demospongiae, Tetractinellida, Geodiidae.
AUGAAGGGCAAGGACUUCCUGUCGGUCGCUGACCUGCCGUCUGAUGGCGUCGCGCAGCUUGUCGAGCGCGCUUACAAGAUGAAGCGCGGCAAAGGCGAGCGACCACUCGCAGGAAAAGAGUUCGCUCUCAUAUUCGAGAAGCCUUCGUUGCGGACGCGCGUGAGCUUUGAAGUCGGCAUCCGUCAGCUGGGCGGCACGUGCACGUACCUCAGCCAGCAGGAUGUCGGGCUUGGCGUGCGUGAGCCUGAGGCUGACAUCGCGCGCGUGCUCGAUCGCUGGGUGGACGGCAUCAUCGCGCGCGUAUUCUCGCACCGCAGCCUUGAGCUGCUCGCCGAAUACGCCAACAUCCCGGUGGUGAAUGCGCUGUCCGACCUUGAACAUCCCUGCCAGGCGAUGGGCGACCUGCUGACGAUACAGGAGCACAAGGGCAGCCUGUCCGACAAGAAUAUCGCCUUCAUUGGCGACGGCAACAAUGUCGCCGCCAGCCUCGCGCUCGCCUGUGCAUCCGUGGGCGCGAACUUCACGCUGGCAUCGCCCGAAGAAUACCGGAUACCCACGAACGUGCUCGAUGAAGCGAAACGCAGAGCCACAGCCGCCGAGUCCAAAGUCGAUUGGGUGAGCGAGCCGUCAGAAGCGGUAAAAGACGCCGAUGUCGUCUAUACUGACACAUGGGUAAGCAUGGGCCAGGAAGAAGAAAAGGCGGCGCGCAUCGCUAUAUUCGGAAGCUACAAGGUCGAUGAGGAGCUUGUGAAAGCCGCAAAGCCCGACUUCCUCUUCAUGCACGACAUGCCUGCGUACAGAGGACAAGAGUUGUCCGAAGGCAUGAUAGACCACCCCAAUUCCGUCGUGUUCGACCAGGCGGAAAAUCGCAUGCACGCGCAGAAAGCCAUCCUCGCCGGCAUCUUCGGCGACUAA